AAUGACACAUGAAGAAAACGAUAACUGCAAGAUUCAAAAGCUUCAUCGGAAGCAAACAAAAAAUCUCUGACAAUUAAAAAAAAUCAGACAACUCUAUCUCCGCUUUUUUUUUUGCUGUCUUCACGGGAGUGACCUCUCGAUUCGUUAUAUCUGAUCGAUUCUUUUAUUCCGGUGUGUGGAUUUCGUCCCUGAUUGAUCCCGGUGUUACUCUCUUCUUCUGAGUUAUGGUGAAAUGAUGGCAGCUGCUGAAGCAAGAGCAGUUUGGCAAAGAACAGUUAACCGUUGCUUUGUCCAAGAAGACGCUAAAAGAGCUCCCAAGUUAACCUGUUGCCAAUCUUCAUUAUCAGCUGCUUCAACUAAACAGGUUGGAGAUUCUGGAUCUACUCGAGCUCUUGUUGAUCCUCCGAAUCAAUCAUCUUGUGCAGGUUUCAUGCCUCGAAACCCUAAUUUCCCUGAUGUGUUACCCCACAAUGCCAGAUUAUGGGGUCAUCAUCAUCAUCACCACAUUCAGCCAAACCACAAGGAACAAGUGAAGAAACCAUUAGAGCCUGAGGUCGAUAUCUCUGACAAGAAACCUGAACUGGGAGCCAAAUCUUUCAAGUCCGAAAGCUUUCAAGAGUUUAUAGAGUUGAUGGAAACGAGGGAAAGUUAUGGUUCCACUGGGUAUGAUGAGUCCUCUGAGAAAAAGUUACUAAAUGAGCUAUCUUUCGAUCCGAGUGCUCCAUGGAAUCCUCUCUCGAGCGAGAAAGCUGGACCGUGGUGGCGAACCACCGAUAGAGAUGAAUUAGCUUCCUUGGUUGCACAAAGGUCUCUAGACUACGUUGAGAAUUGUGAUCUACCAACACCACAGAAGAUGAAACGCUCUUAUUAUGGUAGUCCACGUUGUUUCGACUCUGAUGGGCUCCGAGAUUACUCUGUCUCUAAGCAAACCAUCCACGAGCACGGGCCAAGAAGCUGCCUGAACAGAACUGAGGAUUCGUCUGAGUCUGAAUUAAGCAAAUCAGAGCUACUAGAAGCGCUGAGGCGUUCCCAAACACGAGCCAGGGAAGCGGAAAACAUGGCUAAAGAGGCGUAUGCAGAGAAAGAGCAUUUGGUGAAGCUCCUGUUCAAGCAAGCCUCAGAGCUUUUCGGGUAUAAGCAAUGGCUACAGCUGCUUCAGCUUGAAGCACUUAUCAAGAACAAGAAGAUUGAGAACAACAACAAGAAGAACAACGAGCCACCAAUUUCCAUCCCUUGGAGCAAUUCCAAAGCAAGAAAACCGGGGAGAAAGAGAAGAAACAAAAGGGCUAAACCGAAUGCAGCUAAGUACGCGGUUGGUUUAGCUUUGGGGAUGAGUCUUGUUGGUGCUGGUUUGCUUCUGGGUUGGACUGUGGGAUGGAUGCAGAUGCUAUCUUUCUAGGUCGAAAGAGAAGGAAAAGAGAAGAGAAGAGAAGAAGAAGAGAGACCUCGAAAGGUUUUCUGAAAAAAGAUCAUCUUUUUCUCAGUGAGCAGCUUGAUGAUCUUGAAGUUAGUUUAAGAUUUGCUUCGAAUGCAGCUUUUGAAUUUCGUUGAUGAGAAUGUAAAUUGUUGUAAGAAUUUUGUUAAUAUUAUGUUUCUAGUUUGAUAAGUUUCUUAAAAUUCAUACAUAUGAAAUGAUCUUUCAUGUGAGUAUUUAUCUGCGUGUGUUGAUUUCUUAGCUAUAUGAUCUUUCUU
This is a messenger RNA of Eutrema salsugineum, 1692 nucleotides long. RefSeq lists its product as uncharacterized. NCBI's taxonomy places the organism in Eukaryota, Viridiplantae, Streptophyta, Magnoliopsida, Brassicales, Brassicaceae. The record is from RefSeq and is a predicted model, not a curated record. The transcript has 2 exons. Bases 233 to 1399 code for a protein of 388 amino acids.